This is a messenger RNA of Aureobasidium musti, 432 nucleotides long. NCBI's taxonomy places the organism in Eukaryota, Fungi, Ascomycota, Dothideomycetes, Dothideales, Saccotheciaceae. The record is from the annotation of a GenBank genome assembly.
AUGCGCAGAACACUGAAAGGCAAGCAAACGCCAUUGUCAUCAGAGCUCGUCGCCGGAAUAGCUCGCCUUGUUGCUUCUCUUGGCAUGGAGGUUGAUACAUCGCCAGCUAUUAUUGCCAAACUUGUCUGUGAGGUAAUACAUGGCUGGUGCAUUGUAUUGCCAGUCCAAUCAGCGGACGCUUGGCUUGCUGAAGCUGCAGUGUUUGCACACAGUUUCAUCGACUCGCAAGACUGUGUGGUUGUUGGUUAUGAGGAGAAGUACUUUACUGCUAUUUCUGAGGCAUUCCUGGCUGGUGCAAGGACAUCCACGAAGAGCUGGAUUGCACAUAUCGAGCUGAACCAAGGUCAGGCCGAGGCGCAGGACAUUAUUGACAGAGCAGUUAGGGUCGGGCUCCUUUCCACAGAAGAGAAGUUUUCGAGGUCAACAGUAUAA